This is a messenger RNA of Aethina tumida (small hive beetle), 694 nucleotides long. RefSeq names its product biogenesis of lysosome-related organelles complex 1 subunit 1 (gene Blos1). Gene Ontology annotation, biological process: endosomal transport. The record is from RefSeq and is a predicted model, not a curated record. The transcript has 3 exons. The coding region runs from base 220 to 609 and encodes 129 amino acids. NCBI's taxonomy places the organism in Eukaryota, Metazoa, Arthropoda, Insecta, Coleoptera, Nitidulidae. Gene Ontology annotation, cellular component: BLOC-1 complex.
UUGUUUAAGAAAUAUUUUUAAAACGAGUUUAUAUUAUUUAAAUAAUUUUAGCAAUGAACAUUUAUUACGAUUUAAUAUAGUGUUUUUUAUUAUAAAUCAUGUCUAACAUAAGUUUUUGGAAUCAACGACAACUCACAGUUUAGUGACAGAUCACACAACGUAUUCAUAAUUUAAGGUUAAUUUGUUGUCAACAGUAGGAAAAUUCCAAAACAAACAAAAAUGCUCUCUGCUAUGGUAAAAGAACAUCAAUCAAAACAAUCAUUAAAAAAAGAAAUUCAAGAGGCUAAAAGAAAAGAAGCUUGUGCCUCAGCUAGCGAUUUAACACAAGCUCUAGUGGACCACUUAAACGUCGGUGUGGCUCAAGCAUAUUUGAAUCAGAAGAAGCUGGAUGCUGAAGCUAAACAGCUUCAUACAAGUGCCACCAACUUCUCUAAACAAACCCAGCAAUGGCUUAAUUUGGUUGAGAAUUUUAGCAGUGCCCUGAAAGAGAUUGGUGAUGUGGAGAACUGGGCAAAGACCAUUGAAGGUGAUGUCAGAACUAUCACAACAGCCCUGGAAAUUGUUUAUAAAAACUCCCAAGAGUCUUCACAAAGCAGCCUUAAUAACUAACUGUUUUAUUAUUAAAUAUUUUAAUGUGAUAUUUUUAGGUUUAAAGUACUAAACUAAGUUCACUACAUUUUAAUUUUUAUUUCAU